Molecule: messenger RNA, 1461 nt
Organism: Neurospora hispaniola
Lineage: Eukaryota; Fungi; Ascomycota; Sordariomycetes; Sordariales; Sordariaceae
Product: PUA-like domain-containing protein
Exons: 2
Coding region: 1-1461 (486 amino acids)
Biological process (GO): negative regulation of gene expression via chromosomal CpG island methylation; protein ubiquitination
Molecular function (GO): ubiquitin protein ligase activity
Source: RefSeq, a predicted model, not a curated record
AUGGUAUCCAAGAACCGUGGACGUACCGGUAUCAAGAAUUCUUCCGGCAAACAGAAAAUACGCCCUGCGCCGAAACUCAAAGUGCCGUCCGACGCAGUCGGCGCCCUUCUUACCAUUUCAUCAGCACCACAAGUGCAAACCCGAGUUCCGGUAGUCGACAUGGAGUCUCCCGGUGAGGCUUCUGGCCAAAUUUUAACUCCCCGGGCUUCAAAUCUACCUUCAAACGCCACUCCGACACAUCUUCCUUCCCCGGUAACCGAUAAUGAUACCGACCAGGACAUCGAAAUGACUCAGCCGACGGUUGAUGCUACCCCCGCAGACGAAAACACAGCUAGUGUCUGGGUUGACUCUGUUGAGGAGGGAGUCAAACAGCUCAAAAUGCUUUACUCCAUGACAAGGACAGACAAGACCCGGCCGUUUAAACCCUCGGAAAAAGAAGUAAAAAGGUACACCAAAAGCAUGCGCGCCUUCCUGCUUUUUCUUAAACAUGACGUAGAGCCAAAGCCAGAUUUUAAGGACAAGUAUAGUCUCGAUACGGCGCUCGGGUUCUAUCUGGGCCCUGGCAUGGAAUCCUUGAAGAAAGCAGCCCCAGACCUGUUGCUACUGGCUAGAGAAGUACUGGAGCAAUACAACGCCGAAGAAUGGGGUAAGGGCUUUACAGAUGACGGAGAAGAAGAAGAAAUCGAGGCAGAUGAUCUGGGUCCCGCUAUUGCGACAUCCAGCAAAAAGGGUAAACAAAGCCAUGACACCAGCUCUUCCGAUCACACAGAAGUUGUCAAACUCCCCCCCGUUUCCCAUCCAAUCUGGGGCCUCGAGGGCAUCAUGCACGGCUUGGCUCGCAAGACGACCAAGAAAGGUCGAGCUGUUUUAUUUUUGGAUCCUCGCUACCAUAACAAGAAACGCAACGCAAAGGUUUUUGGCCACAACGACCACACUCCCGGUGCUUGGUGGCCGUACCAGAAGGCUGCUCUCUUUCAUGGAGCUCACGGUGCGCCUCAGGCGGGCAUUACCGGCAACCCUAAUCUGGGAACCUACUCUAUCGUUGUAUCGGCGACCUCGGUUUACCGGGACCUGAACGAGGACAAGGGCACCGAGCUUUGGUAUAGCGCGGACAAAAGUGCAGAGAAUGCCGACCCUUUGAAACCCAAAAUCAGCAACGCGACAAGAAGUUUAGAGAAAGCGCUCGAGACGCAUAAGCCAGUGCGGGUAUUGCGACACGCAGGAACCACUUGUGAUCCCCGCCGCAGCCCCAUCUACCCUACAGUUGGCAUUCGAUAUGAUGGGCUCUACGAGGUCGUUAAUCAUAAGUUCGGUACGAACAAGAACAACGGCGUGUUCAAGCGUUUCAAACUUGUACGACUCCCGGACUCGAUGAAUGCCGGUGUCUCAUGGGCGGAGGUCCAGAGAUACCCAACCAGGGAACAACGACGGCAAUUUGACCAGACCAAGGAUGGAUACUAG